UGUAUAGGUGAGGGCUACUGUGCAGGUAGUUGUGUUGCCCCAGUUUCAUUAUAAAACACAUAAAACUUGAAUCACUGACCUCACCCAUAACCGUUGAAUUGCUUUUUGGUGGUGGAAGCCGUGACCCAGAACAGUGCUGAGGUGUCCUUUGUCCUUGGUACUGGCAUUGUCAGAUAGUGUUUGGGCUCCCGCGUGGUCUCCAGUGGUUUCUCUAAGAACCAUGGUCCCUACAGAAAAAUGACCACUGACUACCAGCAGGGUUAGCAAAUGGCUGUGGUGAAAUAAGCACAUAACUUAUAUAUAAGUUACACAACUCUGAGAUCAGAUGAGUGGCCUUGCCGGGGCAGAACUUUCAGAGAGAAAAUGAAAUGUUCUGGUGCAGCCCAGAAUGCUGCUUUCCGUUCAGAGAGUGCCUCGCCUUGCAUAUUCUGAGAAUCCUUCUCUUAGGUGGCCUCAUUAAUUCCAUUCUCCUUGAAGGAAACAGUUGACAAGCCCAGAGUCUGAAGCUGGGCUCCCUGGCCUCUAACUUGUCCUGCUGACCUCUUCUGGGAGAGGAAAAACUUUGCUUCUACCCUCGUAGGUUCUGUUUUGGGGGACCUGGGAAUUAAACUGACAAAAGACAGACUAGCAAGAGAAAAGACAGAUUUCACCACUUAUGUACGAGAGGUCAUAGAAAAGUGUCCCUCAAAGGGGCAUUUAGAAUUCUGGGCUUAUGCACCGUCCGUCCUUCACAGGGGAAGGGGAGUGAGAGAAAGGUACCUGUGGGCAAACGAAUGGCUUUUUGGAAAGACAAGUGGGCCCUCAAGAGAACAGAGAACAGAUGGGCGAUGUGGUAGUUUUGUGAUCAUUCCUGUUUCAGUGCAGUGUGGAGGCUUCUCAUCUCCAGUGGUAAGAGUCCUGUUUCCCUGGCCCCUCCUAAGGGACAGGAUUUAUAGCAGAUGGAUUCUUUUGACUUCUUUUGGGGAACUCUGCUUUUCAGUAGCUAAGAGAAUUCAGGAACGCAAAUGCCUUCUGCUCAAAAUGAUUUUGAUGCCACAGCGGCAGAUUCUGGGCCCAUUCAUCUCCUCCACGCCAACCCCCUGGCAGCCCCCAGCCCUGUGCAGCUUCUCAGCCCUGCUGGUUGGUGGAGCAUCCACAGGGUGUCUCAGGUUUGAUUUGAGGGCAUCUGUGUUCUUCAACCAGAUUGCUUCUCUUCUUGACUUAUUUCAUGUCUGCUGUGAGUCUAGCCACAAGUGCCUGAACACUUAGGUUUUAUUUAGUGAAUGUCUAGCUUCUUCAUUUUGUAAGUUUAUUUUGAUAUAAUUUCAAACUCACGUAACUUACUAACAUCUGUAAGAAUGUUCCUGUAGAACCGCUGUAUGUCAAAGAUUAACAUUUAGCCUCAUCUGCUUCUCUCCCUGCCCCUCCACAGUGUGUUUGUGUGUGUGUGUGUGUGUGCAUGUGUGUAGAUGUAUGUUUGUACACACACACUUUUCUGAACCACUUGAGAGUAAGUUGCAGACAUCAUACCCUCUUAUUUGUAAAUACUUCCGUGUGUAUUUCCUAUGAAUAAGACAUUCUCUUAUAAAACCACAGCAAAAAGAUCAAAAUCAGGAAAUUUAACACCGAUAAGAUACUGUUAUCUAACCCACAGUCCAUGUUAAAAACAAUAUCAAAUGUCAAAUAUCUGUGAUAGCAUUUCUUCUUCUGUUCAGGAUCUAGUUCGGGUUCAUACAUUGCGUUUAAUUAUCCUAUGGGUCUCGUCUCUUCAUCUAGCACUGUUCCUCGGCCUUUUUUCAUCUUUUCUGACCUUGGCUUUUUUUCCUUCUUCUUCUGAGACAAUGGCCUUGUUGUGUUUGAAGAGUUCAAGCCACUUAUUUUAUAGAAUGUGCCACAUUUUAACUUUGUUAUUUCCUCAUCCUCAUGAUUAGAUUCAGAUUAUGCAUUUUUGACAGAAAUCCCAUAGAAAUGAGGCAGCUUUCUCUUUAAUGGAGAAGGAGCUAUAGGCAUGGGAAGAGGGAGGGGAACUGGAAGGAACUGAGUGAGGUUGGAUUGGAAUGAAAGUUCUCGGGAUAAACUGGUGAUGGUCGAUAUAGAAAUAGAGAAGGGUGUGUGUGUGCGUGUGUGUGGGUGUGUGUGUGUAAAAUGCACCCCGCUAGGAGGUCCUGGGAACAGUAAGAGCACUAAAGUGAGCACACUUUGGUCCGGGAUCUUGGUUUCUGCAUGGCAUCUCCCACUAAAAGGAGCCAGGAGUCCUUGGAGACCUGGCCAAUGCCAGGACUGGGGCAGGGCAAGGAAUAGAUGAGCCCAGAACAUCUUGUGCCAGAAAAUAAGGAAGUACUUACAAACAAAGGGACUCUGACUUGUCAAAUCUAGGACAAUCUGAGAUUUACAAUAAAUGAGACUCAUGAAUGAUAGCCCAUUGAAUAGCGUAAGAUUCGGCGAGUCCUACUGAUAUAACUAAAGAAGUAGGAGAAAUGCACGCUCGCCGUACAGUGGAAGCUGGCCGCUAGGUGGAGCGGGGAUGUGGAGCCGCUGCAGGGUACCCAGCGCAGGCACAGAACGCCAUGGAUGCACCCCGUGGGGCGGCAGCUUGAGGAACAGGAUAUCUACAUUAUCUCAAAGCAGGUUCCCAGAAAUUCCAUAUUCAUUACUUAGAGGGAAACGUAGUGGUUUCACUGAGGAACUAUGAGGCAGACAGCACUUUAACCAAUGACCAACGUCAGUGUCACUGCCCUCCUGCACCUUCUGACGGGAUACUCUGAACAGGACAUGGCAUCGCUUCUCUGUCUCAGAAAACAUAGACAGAAUUACAAAAUAAAAAAGGAUUUUGGGAGGGCUGUUUGGCUUCUGGGGGUUUGAGCCCAUCCAUGCUGCAGAGUGAAGCAGAGGAUGUCUUUGGACUAAUUUCUGCACCAAAUCAUAUCACUCAGUAAUUCUCAAAAGUGUUUCUUUAUUCCUUAUUUGCAUGUGAUUGAGGUAAUAACAGUCAAACAAGGAGACAGAUAUUUUGCAUGGAGCCUCUCACCCUAAGCAGGCUGCCAUUCACCUGAGAACACGUGGUCUUCCAGAACAUCUCUGAGGAGGCCCAGAGGGGCACCCCCAUCUGGUGCUGUCAUUGCUGAGACCUGCUUUUUUGCUAGAAAUGUGGGAUUUUUCAUAUUGGUGGAAGCCAAGCAUGCUAUAAGUAGUCAUAACUGCAAAAAGUAAGCAGAACACUGAGGAGCAGAUAGAUUAGAUCAUUUAUUUUUUUAUUGUAUUUGUUUUAUAUUCAUAAGUCUAAACAUAACACAAAACAAAAAUGAAAGGAUUAUAUUAGCCUCCUGGGGCUGCUGUAACAUGGUACCACAAGCUGGGUGUCUUGAAACAACAGGAAUUUACCCUCUCACAUCCCUGGAGGUCAGAAGUCCAAAGUCAAAGUGUCAGCAGGGCCACACUUCCUCUGCAGGCUCCGGGGACAGACCCUUCCUUGCCUCUUCCAGCUCCUGCUGCUGCCGCCGUUCUUGGCUGGUGGCUGCAUCACACCAGUCUCUGCCUGUGUGGCCACGUGGCCUCCCUUCCUGUCUCUGAGUCUUUGCGUGGCCUUCUGGUGAGGACGCCAGUCAUUGGAAUGAGGGCUCACUCUAUCUAAUAUGACCUCACCUGAGCUAAUCAUGUCUACAUGACCCUAUUUCCAAAUAAGGUCACGUUCUGAGGUUUUGGGUGGACAUGAAAUUAUGGGGGAUGAUAUUCAACCCAGUACAAAAUGAACAAAAGGAAACAUAUCAUCCAAAACAUCUGCUUUAUAAAUGAUAAAGAAAACGUAGAUAGAAUUACGAAAUAAGAAAGGACUUCGGGAGGGCUGUUUGGCUUCUGGGGGUUUGAGCCCAUCCAUGCUGCAGAGUGAAGCGUCUGCCUACCCAGAGGCCAGGCGUAUCGGGGUGACAACCAGCAAGGCAGCGGCCCGAGUGUGGCUGCCGCGGUUUAGCAAUAGUCACGGGAGCUGAAGUCAGACCUUUCAAAGAGGAAAGUCUAGCCUCCAGCCACUGCGUCCCCCAUCCCCAAGCCCCAAGUCCUAAGUACAGAAGAUGAAGAAAUGAGAGAGGAAAGACGAAUUUGGAAAUAGAAGUAGAGUUGGCCUGACACCAGCUAAAUAAAUACAGCGUUUUCCUCUUCAGUCUUUAGGAACAUUCCAGUUUGCUGUGUAAAUGGACCCUUCACCCAAUUCUACAGGACGGCUUCUGUCAGCCUGGCUACACCGUGGCAGUGACUCUUCCCAAAGGGUCUCAUUCAUUAAGGUGUCUCCCUCCACACAAGGCUGAACUAAAGGUUCCAGAGGCAUGUGCUGCCCCUUGUGUGCUCCUCAGUGUUCUCAGGGCAUCUCUAGGCGUGUGCUGUGAGCACCAGCCGGGAGUCACCCCGCAGAGGAAGGCAGGAGCCCAGAACGCAUCACCAGGGCCUGAUCACCCAAGCAGCCCUGACCAUUGGGAACGCGGUGUGUGUCGGGGCCUCAGCACUCUUCAGACCUCAGCCCGACAAAGGGAGACAGCCUUCCUUCUGGGCUGUCUGGGUGGAGAGUGGAGAUGUGAACCCACAGCCCAUAGGACAGAGCUGCUCUUCUCAAAAUCCUUCCUAGCUGGGUGAUAACACCUGUAGAACUGGCACUGUGGUUGGAGAAUCCUCCUGCAUGGAGCAGGAGAGAUGGUCCAUGGACUUGUCUGAGACUGGGGAGGUGCUGGAGGCAACUUGGCCUGAGAACUUUGUUCACCUGUUUUGAGGAGAUUGGAGAAGGAAACCCUGUACUCCAGUGAGGGCCGAUCAGGGUCACCCAUCAGCCUUACUUGCCCUAGUCAGCUCCAGCAGGUGGGGUGGAAGUGACCAGUUUGUCAAGCUGUGGGCUGGACAAGUGAGCAUUGAGGGCCGGUGAAGCCCAGUGGCCUGGAAUCUUCCUGCACCAGCAGUCGAAGGCGUGAGAAGCAGUGGUGGCCUAACAGAGAGCUUCAUCCAAAGCGCUGAGACUUUCUUUCCUUGCCAGAAAGGAUGGUUUUCAGAAACACGAGGACAGAGGCCGGGGCUUCUGGAGCAAAUCCACUGUACCCACAUAGCCUUUGUUCUUUGGGCUUUGGGAUAAAUGAUAGGCUCGCCUUUUAGGGUUUCGCUUUUUUCCCAUUUGGCCCUUGCCAUGGGCUUGGAGAGGAAGAAUUGGAGAAAGGCCAUUGGAAGAUAGUUCCCUGAUGAAGAAGAGAGCACUGGGGAAUUUCUGUCUUCAGUCAGCAGGUAUUCUGCGAGUUGGUUUGGUUUGGUUCCUUCCCCAAAGGCACAGGCAUUCCAAAGGUUGUAGUUUUGUGUCACACGGAGCCACCAACCUUUCUUUCCCACCUGAAAUAUGGCCUUUUUUUUUUUAAGAAAAAUCUGGAAAUAUUUAUUUGACCCCUACUUUAGCUGGUGACCAGAGAAGAAGGCAGCUCUGGGAUCCUAGGAUUUUAGUUACUUGUGGAAAGCUUCCCUCGGAGUAAAUCACAACAUUAAAAAUGUAGAUGCGCAGCUGGGAGAAGCAACCCCUUAUCCCAGGGACUCUCGGAAACGCUGCCUUUCUUUGUCCUGUGUAGGACGCCGCCUUAGGUAAUUAUUGAUUCAGGUUGUUGGUGGCGCCAUUUGAAGUCUCUUCCCAGGCCACAAGCAGGACAGGUUCUCCAGGGUAGGGAGAUGUGCCUAGGACACAGAAGAGCUGCCCCUCGCCUUCCACUCCUGUCAAAUACUUCUUUCUCCCAACCCAUUUUGUUGCCCCAAAAAGUAUUUUUCUAUGCGGUGGUUGAGACUCUUAGACUGGAGUUGCCCUUUGUCUUCUUUCUAAGGCACCUUCUUUUCUUCUUUCUUCCUCACACUCAUGCUGACUCUUUCGGCUGCUUUUCUCCCAGCCAAACUGAGCGAGGGGCUUUGUACCAGUGUUUCUGUCACUGGCCUAUUGAGAGCCUGCCAGCGUCACUGCCUUUUUCUCUUUGAGGGCCGUGAAAUAUUUAUAUGUCUGCCUUGCUUGUGUGCUUCUGAAAAGUUGCAUAGAAACCAAAGAGCCAAAAAUAAAUAUGAUCUUAAUUGCCCAGGAUAGCAGGCUACGCCAGAAACUUGUGGUUAGUUUUGUUGUAAACUAAACAUUUCAUCGUGCUUGUUCUGCUUUGUAAACUCAAGUGUGCAUCUCGAGUCCCAGGUUUCCCUUUGGUUACGGUUUCUUUAAAUAGAUGAAUGCUUUUGAUAUUGUGACGUAAUAAUAAGAAACAUGCUUUUGGUCUCUGGCCCUGGUUCUGGGCACACAGCUCCUACAACCUUUAGUGCUGAGUGUCUUUUUGUUUGCUAAUGAGGUGACUGUGGCGGGCCCCAGGACAACCUCCUGGGGGACUGGUUGCCAGGGCAACCGACCACGUGAUUAGAGGUUGGGACUCCACCCGUGGACCUCUGGGGAGGGGAGGGAGCCCGCAGAGGUGGAGUGGAUCACCAGUGGCCGGUGUUCUGCUCGAUCGUGCCUGUGUAAUGAGGCCUCCACAGACUCCCUCAACGACAGCGUUUGGGGGCUUGCAGGCUGCUGAGCACGGGGAGGUUCCCGGAGGGUGGAGCCCUGGCGAGGGCACAGCAGCUCCGAGCUCCCUGCCCCAUACCUCGCCCUGUGCAUCUCUUCAUCUGUACAGAGCCUUCAUUUUUAUUUUGACAUUUCUGCUGUAUGCAAGUUUUCACUUAUCUCGAAAGCCUAUCAGCAUAGUUAAGGGUGAGCUCCACAAGUACUGCACUGCUUGGGAUGAAGCUGACGUCAGGUUCAGCAGCCAGAACAGGAAGUCUGGGUCCGCUGCCCCCCACCAGCUCCCUGACAAUGAGACCGACUGUGGCUGGGCACCGUUUGAUAAGAACAACUAUCAGCAGCUGCUUGGGGCCCUGGACUACUCCUUCCUGUGCGCCUAUGCCGUGGGGAUGUACCUCAGUGGCAUCAUUGGGGAGCGCCUGCCGAUUAGGUAUUACCUAACUUUCGGGAUGCUCGCCAGCGGAGCCUUCACCGCCCUGUUCGGCUUAGGGUAUUUCUACAACAUCCACAGUUUCGGAUUCUACGUGGUAACUCAGGUCAUCAACGGGCUGGUGCAGACCACCGGCUGGCCCAGCGUCGUCACCUGCCUCGGCAACUGGUUUGGAAAAGGAAGGAGAGGUUUGAUUAUGGGGGUCUGGAACUCCCACACCUCCGUGGGCAACAUCUUGGGGUCAUUGAUCGCUGGCUACUGGGUGUCCACAUGCUGGGGCCUGUCCUUCGUCGUGCCUGGAGCCAUCGUGGCAGCCAUGGGGAUAGUGUGCUUUCUCUUCCUCAUUGAACAUCCGAACGACGUCAGGUGCUCCUCCACCCUGGUGACGCACUCAAAAGGCUAUGAGAAUGGUACAAACAGAUUGAGACUCCAGAAGCAAAUCUUGAAGAGCGAAAAGAACAAGCCUCUGGACCCAGAGAUGCAGUGCCUGCUGCUCUCAGAUGGGAAGGGCUCCAUCCACCCGAACCACGUCGUCAUUCUCCCCGGGGACGGUGGGAGUGGCACGGCCGCCAUCAGCUUCACAGGGGCCUUGAAAAUUCCAGGCGUGAUAGAGUUCUCACUGUGUCUGCUGUUUGCCAAGCUGGUCAGCUAUACUUUCCUCUUCUGGCUGCCCCUGUACAUCACGAAUGUGGAUCACCUUGAUGCCAAAAAGGCGGGGGAGCUCUCCACCCUGUUUGACGUGGGCGGAAUCUUUGGUGGGAUCCUGGCAGGUGUGAUCUCAGACCGACUGGAGAAAAGGGCCUCCACCUGCGGCCUGAUGCUGCUGCUCGCGGCCCCCACGCUCUACAUCUUCUCCACCGUCAGCAAGAUGGGGCUUGAGGCCACCAUCGCCAUGCUGCUGCUCAGCGGAGCCCUGGUCAGUGGGCCCUACACACUCAUCACCACCGCCGUCUCCGCCGACCUGGGGACUCAUAAAAGUCUGAAAGGCAACGCGCACGCCCUCUCCACCGUGACGGCCAUCAUUGACGGGACGGGCUCUGUAGGAGCAGCCCUGGGCCCCCUGCUGGCUGGGCUCCUCUCCCCGUCCGGCUGGAGCAAUGUGUUUUACAUGCUGAUGUUUGCAGAUGCCUGUGCCUUACUGUUCCUGAUCCGCCUCAUACACAAGGAGCUGAGCUGCCCAGGGUCAGCUACGGGGGACCAAGUUCCAUUUAAGGAACAGUGACACCCCACCCCAGUCCCGUGGAGGGGGUCUGGGCCCACCCUUCACAACUGCCUUUCAAGGACAGUUCAGACAAAGGGCCCUGCAUGGAAAGAGUGACCUCCCUUUGCCUUUUGCACACGCACCUGGAAAAGACACAGAAGCCAACCUGAGAACCCCUGGUGCUAUUUUAAAGGAGACAUAUUGCUGAACAGCAGUGAGAAAAGUCUGCAGGAACUGCUGCCUGAGCCAAGCCAGAGAACCGAAGACCCGGCCGGCCCUGGCCUCACAGGCGUGUGCCCAUGCAGCCACCCAAAUGCACGCGUGACAACAAGGCCGGGAGGGUGGGGGGGGUGCACAGGUAGCCCCGACCCUCUCAGGCAUUCCAGCCACAGAACAUCAAAGUGAGCGAGUACUGCGCUGGCUGUGGCUUCAGAGAACCUGUAUGUGCCACAUGGAAAAACAGGACACCAGAGCCCACCAGACAGUGCCGGCCAGCAGAGAAGCAGAGAGCCAGCGCCACACAACAUCAAGAAGGCCGACAACCAGGUUGGAAACCAAGACGGAGCUCAGACCCACCACAUCGCCCCAGAGGCUUUUCCAGCACCCAUGAUGUUUCGGACUGACCUAAAAACUAAUUGUCGAGAAGCCAAGGGUGAGGAGGCAGGAAGCACCUCCGGUUGGAGGCACCCAGGCUUGCCAGCCACAGAGCGCCCCAAAGUCACCGUCAUCCCAGCCCCUGGCCUUCCUGCUGCCCUCCGGGGCCAUGGCACUGCUGUUCAGCUCAGGCACAGGGGCACAGCAGAGGUUUGGGAAGCGGUCUCCCCACCGGCACUGGGAUUGGCGGGUCCAAGCCCAGCAACCGGCUUCGCUCCACAACACACACCACACCUGGGACUGUUUUUAAUACAUAGCAACAGACUGGGUUAUUUAUUUAAGAUGUGUAUUGUGUCAUAUGAAGUUUAAGAGACAUAAAUGGCAUUUUGUUAUUUAUUAAGACAAACUCCAAUUGUUCUCUGGCUGUUUUUUUCAGUUGUGUCUAGCAAAAUACUUAUCUGCCCUUUGAAAUAAAAUGUUUUUGUUUAAAAAA
Messenger RNA from Homo sapiens (human), 9244 nucleotides. RefSeq names its product solute carrier family 37 member 1 (gene SLC37A1). Gene Ontology annotation, cellular component: endoplasmic reticulum membrane; membrane. The record is from RefSeq and is a predicted model, not a curated record. NCBI's taxonomy places the organism in Eukaryota, Metazoa, Chordata, Mammalia, Primates, Hominidae. Gene Ontology annotation, molecular function: glucose 6-phosphate:phosphate antiporter activity; transmembrane transporter activity. Gene Ontology annotation, biological process: transmembrane transport; phosphate ion transmembrane transport. The transcript has 19 exons. Bases 6484 to 8178 code for a protein of 564 amino acids.